Messenger RNA from Suricata suricatta (meerkat), 1737 nucleotides. Its product is annotated as PWWP domain-containing DNA repair factor 3B-like. Lineage: Eukaryota; Metazoa; Chordata; Mammalia; Carnivora; Herpestidae. The transcript has a single exon. The record is from RefSeq and is a predicted model, not a curated record.
AUGAGAGCAAAUUUGGGUUCAGAGAGAGCAUCAGAUGGUCUAGACACCACUACACCUUCUCAAAGGGAACCACAAAAGCCAUCUCAUAAAAAGUGCCAGAAGCCCAAAGAGAACUUACUGAGGAGUCUUCGGAAAAGCAAAAACCUUAUGUCACUGCCCGUAUGUUCACAGAGUAAGGACACCCCAGAUGGUGGCCAAUCCCAGGUGCACACAACCAUCACUCGUACUCUAAGGGAAAGGCGGGCCAAGUCCCCACGAAGCCGCAGCAUGUGCUCAAACUUCCCAUCGCUUUCUGAAGAUGAUCAUAAGACAGGAGGCAAAGGAAAGAGGGAUACCUCAAGAGUUAUGUCCUUGAAUCACACAGUCAAGGAGAAGGGUGCAAGUGCUAAAGAUGGAGGUGUCCUCCCACCUUUGCCCCCAGACUUCCACCUCACUGUGCCCAAAGCUCGGAAGGAAAAAGCACGAGACACCUACCCACGGAUUCCGGCUGUCUCCUCUGAAUGCUCUGCCUCCAUGGGGAAUGUUGAGGACCAUGGAGAGGGUGUCUGGAAGCCAGGCUCGGAAGGUGCGGCGGCAUCCUCCAGUGCCCCUAACCAGAGGCUGUGUUAUUCACUCUCUCUGGCAAACAGAAAAAGGAAGCUGCAAGUCACAGAGUUUGAGAAAGAGCUGCAAGAACUUCAGCCUGCAGACAACUCAAAGGUUAUUAACCCCACCACCGCUGUGAAAAAGAAUGUCCGUGAAGAAAUGGGACAAGCCACAAGCCUGGGUUUCCCACAGGAACCCGGUCCCAUCGAAGGAGGAAUGAUGGUCUGGUUUAAAUUUCAAAAUCACCCAUUUUGGCCAGCAGUGGUAAAGAGUGUCAGCCAAGCAGAGCAGACUGCAAGGGUGCUUUUGAUUGAGGCAAACAUGCCCUGUGAAAUGAGUGGCAUUCGAGUUCCUCUUCGAAGAUUAAAGCACCUGGAUUGUCACGAGAAGGAGAAACUAAUAAGGAGAGCCAAGAAAGGGUACGAGCAAGGUGUGAACUGGUGCUUGUCCCUGAUUGCCCACUACAGAGAAAGGCUCACGCGCGGUUCUUCUGUGGGCUCUUUCCUGGACUAUUACGCUGCCGACACCAGUUACCCAAUUAGGAAAGCCAUCCAAGACGGGGAUCUGGAGAUUGAUUUCCCAAAGGUGAAUUAUGCCGACCUGGAAGAUUCUGAGGAGGAGACCUCCGUGGAUGCGAAGAGGCCCUGCAAGAAAAUUCUCCCUGACCGGAUGAAGGCUGCUCAGGACCGAGCCAACCAGAAGCUAGUGGACUACAUCGUCAAAAGAAAGGGGGCUGAUCACCAUCUUUUGGACAUUGUCCAAGGCAGGAAACAGUCUAAGUGGCUGGCAUCAUUUGAGAAUUCAAGCAAGUACGUGAUCUGCGUUGAAACAUACCUGGAGGAUGAAGACCAGUUGGAUGUGGUGGUAAAACAUUUACUAGAAGUCUACAAACAAAUAGACAAGAAGGCCCUGAAUCUGGUAAGGGAUGACAAAGUGAGUUUCGUUCUGGAAGUUCUUCUGCCAGAAGCAAUCAUUUGUUCGAUUGCUGCACUUGAUGGGUUAGAUUACAAGGAGGCAGAAAAAAAGUACCGCCAGGGGCCACCUGUGCACUACCGGGAAAAAGAGCUAUUUGAUAAAAAUAUCCUAAAGGAAAUGAGAAAGAGAUCAGCAACAAGGAGCAAGGCUAAAUAACCCCCUGUGCCCACACUAUAG